Vigna radiata var. radiata (mung bean) is the source of this 1080-nucleotide messenger RNA. RefSeq names its product bZIP transcription factor 27. Gene Ontology annotation, molecular function: DNA-binding transcription factor activity. The transcript is spliced from 3 exons. The coding region runs from base 126 to 695 and encodes 189 amino acids. Gene Ontology annotation, cellular component: nucleus. Gene Ontology annotation, biological process: positive regulation of DNA-templated transcription. Lineage: Eukaryota; Viridiplantae; Streptophyta; Magnoliopsida; Fabales; Fabaceae. The record is from RefSeq and is a predicted model, not a curated record.
AAAAGAAGAAAAAAAAAGGGUUUGUGGGUUUACUGGUGUGGGUCCCCUUGUCGACCCCAAAUGUGGCAAUAGCCUUCUGAUUGCCAAACUCGGUAAAAAAGAGGAACAAAGGGUUGGGAAGAAGCAUGGCCUCACCGCCAUCCAAACCUCCACACAUUUUAUUUUCUGUGAGAGAGAAAGCGAUGGCAUCAUCAUCUCCAUGUGACUAUUGGCCCCAUCUUUCUCACUCUCUCUCUUCUCCUUCUUCUUCUUCUCCUUCUCCUUCUCCUUCCUCACUCUCUCAAACCCUCCUUCCUCCUCCUCCUCCUCCUUCCGUUGAACAUGUCUGGAACGACCUCAAACUCUCCUCCCUCUCCAACUCUCCCGUUGACUUCAACCACUCUUCUUCUCAUUCUUCUCUCCUCUCUCUCUCUCCCUCUCACAACCACCACUCUCUUCUCUCUCUCUCCAACGCUUCCUUCCAUUCCAACCACACCGCACGCCACAGAGAUCAACACCAUAAUCGCAUCAUGAAGAAUCGAGAAUCCGCGGUUCGCUCCAGAGCAAGAAAACAGGCUCAUAGAAAAGGUUUGGAAGAUGAAAUUGCUCGGUUGACGGAAGAGAAUUCGAGACUGAGAAAAGAAUUGAAAGAGAUUAUGAUGGCGCACGUGAAGAGGAAGAGGGAACCGUGUUGGCGGCAUGGCUGGACGUGUUGAACGGUACGGCGGCAGUCGGCAUUGCCACGCCUCCUAAUCGCGCCUCUCGAUCACCUUUUCGUCGCAGAGAAGGGAACAGCUUCGCUGUUCGCAGACAAAGGAGCGAUUGGAGCUGCGCUCUUCUUCGAAAUCUGAAACUCUGGUGCUGUUCACAGAAAGGGCGCAGAGUUGAAGGCUGAAACUCUUCGUGCUCACUCGCUGCAACAACCAGGAAACGCUCUGCAAGAAAGGGGCAAAAGGGUGAAAACUGGAAAAGGUGAAAACUCGAGAUUGAAGGAGAAAAUGUGAAAUUUGAAAAGUUUUCCGCUUGACAUCAUAAAAGUGUGUUUCUUUUACUACUGUAGCCUAUGGUCGGCCAGACGAUACUUUUAAAUUAAUAUUAUCU